GUGUUUUGUUGUGAAUUUCUCCUUUGAGCGCAGUUACCCAUUGUGUCAGGAUGCUGUUCUGUCUUGUUAAGAGCAGGUCUCCUGGCAACAUAAGACACACUAAUACUUAAAAGCAAAAAGGUUUAGGGAAGGACCCUUGUUUUCUACGUACGGUCCAAUACUGAAAUACUCUUUUCAUGCUCUGUAAUGUCAAAUGCAAAGCAUUAAGCUUCCUGCUAUAUCAAAAAAUGGAGGAGAAGAAAAUUUACCAGGAUCAUCAUAUUCCGACCACGGCUGACAUAACUAGACUGACCCCGAAAGGUAGUCCACGCUUUGGAUCUUUGAGUCAUCAUUCUUUCUUUUCUCGCCACAACCCUCAUCCGCACAGAGUGACACACAUUCCAGGUCUUAAUGGAAAGCCAGUGUGUAUGGUGAAUGAUGACUGGUAUAUGGCAACGUCCUUAUUUCCUCAUCCACUUAUUAAGAGUCAAGUAUUUAGGACAACUACAGGGGCCCCAUUUGCCCUGCCUUUUGGACACUGUUCACAUGGAGGUAAAAGUGCAAAACACAGGGCAGCACUGUUAUCAGAGGCCUGGAAAGAGGAGCUUAAAGAGCUGGCGGCCAAAGUCAAUAUUUCUUCCCAAAUAAAAGAUGUCAUGGCAGAGCAACCAGGGGAGGCAGUUGUUCGCAGAAAGACACAGUAUUCUGCUCAGACAGGAAGAAUCAUUCCUCAAUCUUCCCUACUUUAUCAGCGGCGCCCUCAUCCUCACCCUCUGGGUUUCACCUCAUCCCUCUAUGACCAGGAACUAAUGGUGUUGGAGUUGCUGUGUCAGAUCCUGCAGACAGACUCCUUGUCUCUGGUACAGCAGUGGCUUCUCCUGGCAGGCCAGAGGGAAAAGGACAUGGUGAUGCAAUUGAUUCAACAGGCCAUGGAGGACAGUGAUCUCUCCAGCCAUCAGCAGAGGUUGUAUCAGGGUCCACUCCAGGCUCCACGAACAUCUAUGACAGCUCAAAUUCAGGGUCCACCUCAGGCUUUUCUUCCUCGAACAUCUGUGACUGCUCAAAUUCCAUCCCGGGGCCAGUUGCAAAGAAAGCAAAGACUCACUGGUUCCCUCAAGACCCAGCCUCCCUCCAUGGAGGAUAGACCAGAGAACAUCGGAGAAGCAGAGGUCCUGGAAAUCCACCGGGACAACCCCUGUCCUCCCUGUGAUGAAGAGGAUGGGGAAGAUUAGGCCUCUUUCUGAUAGUAAUUCCUCCAUUUGGAUCAUGUUUUGUUCUACCUAUAGGCAAGAAGACUGCUCACAUACCUUCUUCAGUUAUGCUUCAUUUAUGUUAUUGUUCUGUAAUGCUUUUCUUUUUUGACCAACGCAAUUAGGAGGGUCACUUUCAAAGACAUUUACAUUUAUGCAUUUAGCAGACGCUUUUAUCCAAAGCGACUUCCAAGAGAGAGCUUCACAAAAGAGCAUAGGUCACUGAUCAUAACAACGAGGUAGUCCCAAACAUUGCAAGCAGCCAAACAUGAAGCAUACAUUGUGAAAAAACUAAACAAGUGCCAAAAGGGAAGACCCAUAAAAGCAUACAAGUUACAAAUUAAAACAACAUGAACCACAAAAAGUGCAGGACUGUACCUGUAGAAGAACAAUCAACAGUAAAAUAUUUCACAGCGAGUACAAGACUUACUUCGGUAUAACUAACCUACAAGAGCAACGAGUCACUCAAUAAGAGUCAUUGUAAUCCUGGAGGAAACUAACAUCAGGUCAAAGAGGAGGAAAUUAUUUAAAAUUCAUUUUCAUGGACUUGUUUCUUAAAAGGAUAUUAAGACAGUUGGUCUGCUUGAAAACAUGAUCUAGCUGAAUAAUAAAUGAUUUUUGGUUUUC
Molecule: messenger RNA, 1856 nt
Organism: Hypomesus transpacificus
Lineage: Eukaryota; Metazoa; Chordata; Actinopteri; Osmeriformes; Osmeridae
Gene: tbata
Product: thymus, brain and testes associated
Exons: 9
Coding region: 177-1211 (344 amino acids)
Source: RefSeq, a predicted model, not a curated record